AUGUCACCCCGCUUUGUUCCCGUACAGCUUGCGCUGUCGUGGACCACUGUGAUCCUCUCGCUGCUCGUCAUCGGUUUCGGUGUCGGCACAAUCGUGUGGGAAGUCGACCGGCAAGAGCGCUGGCAUGCCAAGUCCUUCGCCGAGGGCAUCAUCUUUGCGACUUGGGGCGGCUUCCUCCUUGUCUGCCUCAUUGUAUCCCGACACGCCUGGACAACGAGGUGGUUCAACUGCAUGAUCACCGAUGCCGUGUGGCUUGGGCUCAGCGUCUGCUUCGGCAUCGCCGACAUCGCCGUCUGGGGCGGGCACAAGCAGAAGAUGAACGGCUUCCUCGUCGUGACAGGCAUCCUCGGCUGCGUCCUGUUCGCAGUGCAGCUGACCCAGCUCCUGUUCGAGGUCAUUGCCGUGCUCGUGCACCAUGGAGGAUCAAAGGAGGUCUGGAAACUCUCCUUCCACGACCUCUUCGCAUACCCCGAUGACCACCGCGAGACCGUGCGCGACCCCGAGUGGCUCGAGCGAUGCGGUCGCAACCCCCGCCUCGGCCGCUACACGCAGAACGACGUGCCCCUUUCCCCGACGAGCUCCUUCGACUUCGAUGCGAAGGACCACAAGGACGUCAAGGACCGCAAGGAUCUCAAGACGCCGGCGUCGCUGCUGAAACAUGACUAUUACGACUACGCUCACCCCUAUGAGAAGAAGGGAAAGUUGACGAAGGAGAAGUCGAGUGGAAGCAGCAGCGGAAGCCACGGCAGUAUUAGGGGAGACAAGAAGGCGAUCGAGGCCGAACGUGAGCUGUACGCUCAGUACGCCGAGAACAAAGUGCCGUCCUACACUUCCCACUAG
Messenger RNA from Trichosporon asahii var. asahii CBS 2479, 840 nucleotides. RefSeq lists its product as uncharacterized. Lineage: Eukaryota; Fungi; Basidiomycota; Tremellomycetes; Trichosporonales; Trichosporonaceae. The record is from RefSeq and is a predicted model, not a curated record. The coding region runs from base 1 to 840 and encodes 279 amino acids. The transcript is spliced from 2 exons.